Chaetomium strumarium is the source of this 3581-nucleotide messenger RNA. Its product is annotated as P-type ATPase-like protein. The record is from RefSeq and is a predicted model, not a curated record. Lineage: Eukaryota; Fungi; Ascomycota; Sordariomycetes; Sordariales; Chaetomiaceae. Gene Ontology annotation, molecular function: ATP hydrolysis activity; P-type potassium transmembrane transporter activity; ATP binding. The transcript is spliced from 5 exons. Bases 177 to 3581 code for a protein of 1134 amino acids. Gene Ontology annotation, cellular component: plasma membrane. Gene Ontology annotation, biological process: sodium ion transport; monoatomic ion transmembrane transport; intracellular calcium ion homeostasis.
GGUCGGAUACCCUGGACCGAUCCAAGGGAUGCCAACGCUCGGUACACGUACAUGGGCACCUUCAUAAGCCCUGGCUCGUCUUCCCCGGCUUCUGGAACUUUUCCUCUUUUUUUCUUCUUCCUUCUCUUCCUUUGCGUAACCAUCGCUGGGCUUGCAACGGCGACGCUCUACAUUGAAUGGGGACAGAGAACGACCAGGACGUCGAGGGGCAGACGGAGCCUCCUAUAUGUGGCUCCAAGAGUUCCGUUGUUAAAGUAGCGUGCAUUCCGAUUACUACUGCAUCCUCCACUCUCGCGGGGACGUCAACCGGCCCUGAUGCUAAAACCGAUGCCGCCGAUGCCCAUGCCGAUGCCGAUGCCGAUGGUACCGAUGCCACCGAUGCCACUGUAGGCCGGGGUUCUGUCGCCAGCACCGUUGACACGGACGGCGUGUUCAAGCCGGAAUCGGCCCAUACGCUCUCUGUGCCCCAUGUCUGCGCGCUGCUCGAGACUCAUGCUGAUAAUGGCAUCGACAAUUCCGAGGCGGGCCGUCGCCUGCAGCAGCAUGGCCCUAACACGGUUGAGGGAGCUAAGGGGCUUUCCGUGUGGACGAUUCUCCUGAGGCAAGUGUCCAACAGCCUGACUCUUGUCCUCGUUAUCACGAUGGUGCUCUCCUUCGCCAUCGAUGAUCACAUCGAAGGCGGCGUGAUUGCCGCCGUCAUUCUGCUCAACAUCGUUGUCGGAUUCUUCCAAGACUUCCGCGCAGAGCAGACCAUCCAGGCACUCUAUGCGCUCUCGGCGCCGACGUGCAAGGUCAUCCGCGGCGGGCAGGUCGACACGAUCAAGGCCGAGUUGCUGGUGCCGGGGGACCUGGUCAAGCUCAACGUGGGCGACAUCGUGCCGGCCGACCUGCGGCUGACGCACAGCAUCAACCUGUCGACGGACGAGGCGCUGCUCACGGGCGAGUCGGUGCCCGUGAGCAAGCACGCCGAGGUGGUCCUCAAGGAGCAGGACGUGCCGCUGGGCGACCGCACCAACAUGGUCUACUCGGCGAGCACCGUCUCGCGGGGGCGGGCCACGGGCAUCGUCGUGGCGACGGGCAUGGCCACCGAGGUCGGCAAGAUCGCGGGCUUGCUGCGGAGGAGCCGCGACAGCAACACCACGGCCGAUAGUGGUGGUGAUAACAAUACUAAUAAUACAGAGCCGACGCUUGCCAGAAAGGCCUGGCUGAAGAUCCGCGUGCUGCUCGGGCUGGACGGCACGCCGAUGCAGGUGGCGCUGAGCAAGUUCGCGCUGCUGCUGUUCGCGCUGGCCAUCCUGCUGGCCGUCAUCGUGUUCUCGGUAAGCCGGUGGCGCGUCACGGACGGGGUGCUGAUCUACGGCAUCUGCGUGGCCGUGGCGGUGAUCCCGGAGUCGCUGAUCGCGGUGCUCACCAUUGCCACGGCGCUCGGCACGCGGUCCAUGGCCAAGGGCAACGUCGUGAUCCGCAAGCUGGCCGCGCUCGAGGCCGUCGGCGGCGUCACCAACAUCUGCUCCGACAAGACGGGCACGCUGACGCAGGGCAAGAUGGUGGCCAAGCGCGUGUGGCUGGCCGACGGCACCGACGUGGCCAUCCAGGACACCACGCAUCCCUUCGACCCGACGAGCGGAAGCGUCCGCGUGGACGGCGAGGUGUUGUUCCCGCCUCAGUCCGCCGCGGCGGCGGCUGAGAAGGCCGUGGCCCGGCUGAGGCCGUUUCUCGAGACGGUCGCCCUGUGCAACAACUCGGUAAUUACCGUCACCCCCACGCAAGAAGCCGAUCAUGCCUCGCCGGUCUACACCGCCGUGGGCGAGCCCACCGAGAUCGCGCUGCAGGUGCUGGCCAUGCGCUUUGGCAUGGGCAAGCCGGAGGUGGUGGCGGACGGACGGCGCCAGUUCCUGGCCGAGUUCCCCUUCGACUCGUGCUACAAGCGCAUGACGGUCGUCUACGGCAGCAGCACGGACGAGACGGGGGGCGGCGGCGCGUCGGCCUACACCAAGGGCGCGCUCGAGGCCAUGCUUCCGCUGAUGGACGUCUCGGACGAGCAAAGGGCGGUCAUCGUGGCCAAGGCCGAGUCGCUGGCCGCCGAGGGUCUGCGCGUGCUCUGCGUGGCCAACAAAAGGGCCGCCGUCGUCGACGCUCAUGCCACUAGCGGCUUUGCCUCCUCCCACGACAACGACAACGGCGGCGCAGAAAAGAAGAAUCUGGCUGGCAACUCGGUCGAUCCGGAUCCGCGGGCCGUUGUCGAGAGCCAGCUGACCUUCCUCGGGCUUGCGGGACUGUACGACCCGCCGCGGCUCGAGUCGGCGGCGGCAGUGCGGCGGUGCCAGGAGGCCGGCAUCACGGUGCACAUGCUGACGGGCGACCACGUCAAGACGGCGACGGCCAUCGCGCACGAGAUCGGCAUCCUCCCGACGACGCCGCCCCCGGCCCCGGACGGCGACAUCAUGGUGGCCAGCGCCUUCGACGCGCUCAGCGACGCCCAGAUCGAUGCGCUGCCGCGGCUGCCGCUGGUGCUGGCGCGCUGCAGCCCGACGACCAAGGUGCGCAUGGUCGAGGCCAUGCACCGCCGGAAGGCCUUUUGCGUCAUGACGGGCGACGGCGUCAACGACUCGCCCGCGCUGAAGAAGUCGGACGUGGGCAUUGCCAUGGGCUUGACCGGCAGCGACGUCGCCAAGGAGGCGGCGGACAUGGUGCUGAUCGAUGAUAAUUUUGCGUCGAUUGUCACGGCGAUCGAGGAGGGGCGGAGGCUGUUCGACAAUAUCCAAAAGUUCCUCCUCCACCUCCUCGUCUCCAACAUAGCGCAAGUCUUCCUCCUCCUCCUGGGCCUCUCCUUCCGCGACCCCUCGGGCCUCUCCAUCUUCCCGCUAUCCCCCCUCGAAAUCCUCUGGGCCAACCUCGUCACCUCCUCCUUCCUCGCCCUCGGCCUGGGCAUCGAAGCCGCGCAGCCCGACAUCAUGCAGCGCCCGCCCCGUCCCGUGGCCUCGUCCUCGUCGUCGUCCUCGUCGUCGUAUGGGCCCUUCACGCGCGAGCUGCUCACCGACAAGUUCGUGUAUGGCACCGCCAUGGGCGGCCUCUGCCUGGCCGCCUUCACGUCGGUCGCCUACGGCGUCGGCGACGGCCUGCACGGGCACGACUGCAACGAGGCCUACUCGGCCGCCUGCGACGUGGCGUUCCGCGCGCGGGCGGCUACUUUUGCCACUCUGACCUUCUUGCUGCUGGUUACCGCAUGGGAGGCCAAGCAUUUCACACGGUCGCUGUUUGCCAUGUACCCCCGGGAGCAAGAUGACACUAAACAGGGGGGAAUUUGGUGGUUGUCGGUGGUAGGGACGGUGUGGGAGAAUAAGUUCCUCUUUGGCGCCGUCACGGCCGGGUUUGUCAUUGCCUUCCCUGUGAUUUACAUCCCCGUGGUCAACAGGGUGGUGUUCAAGCACGAGGCCAUCACCUGGGAGUGGGGGAUCGUGGCGGCGUGUGUGGUGGUGUACACGGCCAUUGUGGAGGCGUGGAAGGCGGUCAAGAGGAGGUUUGGCUUGGGCGCUGCUGCUGCGGGGAUUGGGAAGGGGAGGAUGGAGGGGGAGGUUUGA